AUGGAGUUGAACGACACCCAAUCAGGAGGAGCCCCGACUGACAAAUCACAACACCAUCAACUUUUGAUAUCACCGGGUGGCACUAAAUAUUGGAUACCCCAAUGCGAGGACGCACUGAAGCCUCACAACGGACAACGAUUUAGAGCUUUGAGUGAAGCGGUCGAGUUCUACCAACUGUAUGCUUCUACUGUAGGAUUCGACGUUAGGCACAGCACAUUAGUGAAAGCACAACGAGAUAAAACGAUACUUUGGAAGUACUUGGUGUGCUCACGUGAAGGCUACAAACAACGCGUAAACACAUGCCAACCGGUGCCAACCGAAAAUCGAGUAAGAAGACGUAGAGUAUCCAACCGG
Molecule: messenger RNA, 354 nt
Organism: Striga asiatica
Lineage: Eukaryota; Viridiplantae; Streptophyta; Magnoliopsida; Lamiales; Orobanchaceae
Source: the annotation of a GenBank genome assembly